AUGAGCAAUUCACAUCCUGACGAAUUAGUAAAUGAUCUAAUAGAUAAGAUUAUAGGACGUACUAAUCAGCAAAAUAAACUAGAUAACCAUGACAUGCUUGUUAAUAACUCAAUAAAUAAAGCUAUUAAACAUACCAAUCAAGCACCUGAAUUGCAAGAAGCAGAAAAUAUAUAUUAUUCAUAUUCCGAAUCCUUUUCUAGCAAUAGUUCUAAUUUAAAAAAUAUAGAAUUAAAUUAUGGCGAACAAAGGAUAUUUAUUAACAAUGCAUGA
Dentiscutata heterogama is the source of this 270-nucleotide messenger RNA. Lineage: Eukaryota; Fungi; Glomeromycota; Glomeromycetes; Diversisporales; Gigasporaceae. The record is from the annotation of a GenBank genome assembly.